This is a messenger RNA of Candidula unifasciata, 345 nucleotides long. The record is from the annotation of a GenBank genome assembly. Lineage: Eukaryota; Metazoa; Mollusca; Gastropoda; Stylommatophora; Geomitridae.
GUGUGAUACUGUCAGUUGUUAUGCUAUUAACUGUGAUACUGUCAGUUUUGAUAUUGUCAGAUGUAAUUCAGUCACUUGUGAUUCUGUCAGAUGUAAUUCAGUCACUCGUGAUUCUGUCAGAUGUAAUUCAGUUACUUGUGAUUCUGUCAGAUGUAAUUCAGUCACUAGUGAUUCUGUCAGAUGUAAUUCAGUUACUUGUGAUUCUGUCAGAUGUAUUUCAGUCAGUUGUGAUUCUGUCAGAUGUAAUUCAGUCACUUGUGAUUCUGUCAGAUGUAAUACUAUCAGUUGUGAUACAGUCAGAUAUUAUACUAUUAGUUGUGAUAUUGUAAGUCGUGACUCUAUCAG